Nezara viridula (southern green stink bug) is the source of this 258-nucleotide messenger RNA. The record is from the annotation of a GenBank genome assembly. NCBI's taxonomy places the organism in Eukaryota, Metazoa, Arthropoda, Insecta, Hemiptera, Pentatomidae.
AUGCCUGAAGCUUCCCUUAGCCCUCUCAACUGCUCUUACCUAGUCAUUACAGUCAAUAACAAGUCUGAUGGACACUCCGACCACCCGCAAGUCCUCAGCCACCGAUGGCAUUUAAAAAUAAAUCUUACUCAGGUAACAAAUGUUCUAGUUGCUGUGACGAUGACUUUAAAUCCUAAUGGGGUUGGUGUCAAGGCGGAAUCUGUGAAACCAGCUGGAGAAGCCUCCUCUUCGAGCAAAUUGGCGAAGUCUCCACAAUAA